Messenger RNA from Ostertagia ostertagi, 534 nucleotides. The record is from the annotation of a GenBank genome assembly. Lineage: Eukaryota; Metazoa; Nematoda; Chromadorea; Rhabditida; Trichostrongylidae.
AUGCUCCACAAAGUCAAAGCGAACGAAUCGUUGCUCGCACUCAUCGGAUGCGAUUCCAAUUACUUCCUCAAGACAUGGGACUGCGACUUGGAAAGCCUCGCGAAUGAAGCAGUGACAAACUGUCCCACGGCCGCAACAUUGAAUCCGACGGUUCGGCAGGCGUUACGAAUAGAAUACCUCUUGAGUUUAGAGAAAGUAGCACAAGAACAAGCAGAAAAAUGGGCUGCGGCGACGGCCGAUGCUCCUCCUCCACUGGCUGGUCCUGCUGAGUGGAAUUGGAUGAAUUUGGCCGUUUUCAAUGCAACCGCGGCUGAGGACGAGCUGAAGGCCACAGAAAAGGCAGUUAGAUCGUGGUGGGAUUUGAGAAAUAAGAUCGAUCAGGACGUCAUGAACGCCUUGAUGGACAACCGAAAUGUCACCACUCCUGCAACGGAAUUUGUAGAGCUGACCCGUGGAAAUUAUACCCAUGUGGGAUGUGCUGUAGCCGGAGGCGAAUUCAACUACAACGUCGUCUGUGCUUACAAAUUGAGGUAA